ACCCUUUACAUUGAUGGCAAGUGACGUCACUGCUGCUAAGUUAAAAACACGUGACUUUAGUAGACACAAAGCAAGGAUGGUGCUGGUACUGAUCAUAGGAGACUUCCACAUACCUCACAGAGCCAAUGCCAUACCGCAGCAGUUCAAAAAACUACUAGUCCCUGGCAAGAUCCAGCACAUCCUAUGCACUGGUAACUUGUGCUCCAAAGAGACCUUGGACUACCUCAAGACACUAGCCAGCGAUGUCCACGUCACCAGGGGGGACUUCGAUGAGAUCUCCACUCUGCCUGAACAGAAGGUGUUGACGGUGGGUCAGUUUCGUAUUGGUCUUACUCACGGCCACCAAGUGGUGCCAUGGGGAGACAUUGAGAGCUUAGGAAUCGUUCAAAGACAGUUGGACGUUGACAUCUUAAUAUCAGGUCAUACACACAAGUUUGAGGCAGUUGAAAGUGAAGGCAAAUUUUUUGUGAACCCUGGAUCAGCAACUGGUGCCUACAAUGCACUAGACAUAGAUGUGGUACCCUCGUUUCUCCUGAUGGACAUUCAAGGUCCCAACAUGGUGCUCUAUGUGUAUCAGCUGCAAAAGGACGUCAAAGUACAAAAGAUUGAGUACAAAAAGAAGUAGCUUUAUAUGUAGAGUAAAACAACUUUGUGUGGUGUGUUUUAAAUAAUGAUGUGCUUUUAAGCCUUAUAGGUUUUUUCUGCUGUGUUUUGUGGUGAAUUGUUGUGUUUCAUUGUUGUACAAACUAG
Halichondria panicea is the source of this 750-nucleotide messenger RNA. Its product is annotated as vacuolar protein sorting-associated protein 29-like. The transcript is spliced from 7 exons. The record is from RefSeq and is a predicted model, not a curated record. The coding region runs from base 14 to 625 and encodes 203 amino acids. Gene Ontology annotation, biological process: intracellular protein transport; retrograde transport, endosome to Golgi. Lineage: Eukaryota; Metazoa; Porifera; Demospongiae; Suberitida; Halichondriidae. Gene Ontology annotation, cellular component: endosome; retromer complex.